This is a messenger RNA of Drosophila eugracilis, 596 nucleotides long. It is a transcript of the gene mRpS18A, whose product is annotated as 28S ribosomal protein S18a, mitochondrial. Gene Ontology annotation, cellular component: mitochondrial small ribosomal subunit; ribosome. Gene Ontology annotation, molecular function: structural constituent of ribosome; small ribosomal subunit rRNA binding. The transcript has 2 exons. Gene Ontology annotation, biological process: mitochondrial translation. The record is from RefSeq and is a predicted model, not a curated record. Lineage: Eukaryota; Metazoa; Arthropoda; Insecta; Diptera; Drosophilidae. Bases 97 to 564 code for a protein of 155 amino acids.
GCAACGCUGUUGUGUUCGUGGUGAAUGGUUAGUCGAGCAAUAACAUUGCAUUUCGAGCGAAAUUUUGUUAAUUUGUAAAUAAAAGGCACCUUUAAAAUGUCCAGCCUACUAAAAGUAGCCACCAGAGCAACCCGCUCUUCCUUCAUACAAGUGCGCGGAUUGGUCACCACAACACCUAAGCAGAUAAAAGAAAUUCAGGAGAAGCAGGAGAACAAUGUCAGGAUCUUCGAGGGAGUUAAUGUAGAGUCACCGCGUGCCGAUUCGAUGCUUAAGUCUGCCUGCCAAACCAAAUUUUGCCCGGAAUGCUCUUUGGGCUUGGACAUUAAACACACGGAUGUGCUAAUCCUGUCGCAGUACGUCCGUUCUGAUGGAUGCAUGUUGCCCAGAAGGGUUACCGGAUUGUGUCACCGGCAGCAGAAGAAGAUGGGAACUUUGGUGACAAUGGCCCAGAAAGCGGGACUGAUGCCCAACCUCGCGCCCACGUGGAGCAAAAAGGACCCAAAGAAACGUUUCGGCUGGCGCAAGUUCAACAAGUACUUCCUGGAAUCCACAAUUAAAUACUAGUGUUAAAAGCAAUAAAUUUGUUAAUAGAGGUA